AUGACUGAUAGUGUGUAAGCAAUUUAAGAAAGUUACACAAGAAUCAAGUUACUUAAUAAUGACAUUUAAAUAAAAGAUUAAACAAUUAAUUUAUUACAAGAGAGGUUAUUAGAAAUGGAAGAUUAAAUGAAUUAAGCAAUAAAAUAAAAAGAUUAUGCGGAUCGUUAAUUUUAAAUUUUAUAGGAUGAACAUGAUUAAAUGUUUGAAAAUUAAUAAAGGAAAACAAAGUAAUUGUAAUAGUUUAAUUAAUAAUUAUUGGUUGCUUUAAAAGAAGUAUAAGAUAAAAAUUAAGAAUUAUUAGAGUAAGUGUAAUAUUAAAGUUAAGAAAUUUAAUCUAAAGAAUAGUCAUUAUCAGAAUUGACUGAUUAGAUAGCAAUGAUAAAAGAUGCAGUAAAGGGAUUAGAAGAAGAAUUAUCAUAAUUAACAAAGAAAAAUUAAUAAUUAAAAAAAGAAAAAUAAGAUGGUGAAUAAUAAAUGAGAUAGAUAAUUGCUGAAAAGAAUAAAUUUGAAAGCAAUAUAACUAAUAUGUUGAAGUAAUUAGAAACAGAAAAUGAUUUAUUAAAAUAAGAAUUAGAAGAUUAUAGAACAAGAUUGGAAUAGUAACAUUAAGAAUUAGUUGAAUUAAAAUAUGUUAAAAUAUAAUUUGAAGAUUUAGAGAAGAAAAAUAAUUAAUUAAAUGAACAAUAUAAUAUUUAAAUAUAAACUGCUAUGGAAUGUGAAAAGAAUUAUUCAUUAUAAUUUGAUGAAAUGAAUAAAGCAAAUGAGAAAUUUAGAAAAUAAUGUGAAAUUUUUAAUGAACAAUAUGAAUAAUAAAAAGAAUAUAAUUAAACAAUUGAAAAUUAAAAUUAAGAAUUUUCAAAAUUAUUUAGUUAUGUUUAAAAUUAAAUAGAUGAAAUUAUGUCAGAAUGUUUUUCAAUUAAUAAAAGUUAUAUUCCUUAAGAUCCAAUAUUUGAAAGUAAAAAAUCUUAAAAUUCUAAUAAAUACUCAAGUUAAAAAAAGAAAAAAAAAAAUAAUUACAAUAUAUCAUAAAUUGAAGAUUUUUUUGUUGAUAUUAAAGAUAUUUUAAUGGAUUUAAUUGAAUCUAAUUCACAUUUAAAAGAAGAAAAAGAUUAAAUUAGUUAAAAUAUUCUUGAAAUGCAUAAAGUUGGUGAAUAACUUAAAUUAAAAUUUGAUUAAUUAAAUUAAGAAUAUUCAAAAACUAAAGAAAAAUUAUAAUAAGAACAUAAAUCUAUAUUUGAAUAAUAAAAUGAUAAAAUUAAUUAACUUUAAGAUGCUUUAUAGUAAUAAAAUCUAUAAGCUUAAUAAGAUAAUUAAUAUAUUAAUUCAUUAAUUGAUAAAUGUUAUCAUUAUGAUCAAUCAUUUCAAUCAUAUGAACAAUAAAUUUAAUAAUCCAAAUGGUAAACAUAAAAUAUUGUUUAAGAAUUUGAAGAAUUAAAGAAUGACCAUAAUCAAUUAAAAUCUGAAUUUUCAGAAUUAUAAGUAAGAAAAGCUAUUUCUCAAAAUAAAGUUGCUUUAAGUUAUAGUGUAAUUUCACAUUUAUUAUAAAAUGAAAAAACAAUAAAGACUUUCUCAUAAUUUAUAUAAUAUUCAAAUUAUUUGCAUUAUUUUGUUUUAAUGAGAAAUGAAUUUAAAAGCAAUAGCAAUCACAUUUAUAAACGAUUUAGAAGAGCAGUAUAUGCUGUCAUUUUUGUUUAGAAAAUUAGAUAUUCAAUACUUCCUUCAAAUGAAAAAAAUUAAUUAAAUUUUGAUAAAAAUGAAGAAUUAGAUAUGGUUUUAGAAAAGUAUAUCCCAAUUUUUCAUAGUUUAGAAGAUGGAUAAGCAGUAGAAUUCAAUGCAUUUGAAAAAAUGAUAAAAGAUAUGAAAAUUUAAGUUAAUAAAUACAAUUAUAGAAGUUAAAUUAGAUCAACUAAUUCAUAGUAAUAUUUCUAAUUGCUUAAUUUAGCUAAAGAAGAUAUAUAAAAGAAAAAUUCAUUUAAUUAACAAAUUGAUUAUUAUAAAAAAUAAUUAAACACUUUCUAAAAUAAGAUCUCUUAAUUAGAUUAAUAUGUAUUAUAAUUAGAAUAAGAUUUAAAGGAGAAAACAAAUGAAUAAAAAAAAUAAAGCUACUCAUAACAAUCUGAAGAAAAAUAAGUUAGUAAAUAUAGAAUUGAACCUCCCUCUCCUAUUAAAAAUAAUCUCUCAACUGUACUUUAAAAUGAAUUAACAUAAAUUCUUAGUAAAAAAUCAACUCUAUAGAAUAAAGCUGGAUAAAUAGUUAAAUAAGGUUUUUGA
Paramecium pentaurelia is the source of this 2271-nucleotide messenger RNA. NCBI's taxonomy places the organism in Eukaryota, Ciliophora, Oligohymenophorea, Peniculida, Parameciidae. The record is from the annotation of a GenBank genome assembly.